Messenger RNA from Branchiostoma floridae (Florida lancelet), 2390 nucleotides. Its product is annotated as leucine-rich repeat-containing protein 15-like. Bases 3 to 2261 code for a protein of 752 amino acids. Gene Ontology annotation, cellular component: membrane. The transcript has 3 exons. The record is from RefSeq and is a predicted model, not a curated record. Gene Ontology annotation, molecular function: protein binding; transmembrane signaling receptor activity. NCBI's taxonomy places the organism in Eukaryota, Metazoa, Chordata, Leptocardii, Amphioxiformes, Branchiostomatidae. Gene Ontology annotation, biological process: immune response; toll-like receptor signaling pathway.
CCAUGUAUGCCGCACGGCUGUGUUGGUACGCAGUGCUGCUCUGUAUGGGUUACCACCUCCACACGUCAGGCGCCUGUCCAAAGUCCUGCUUCUGCUUCGACCUUGAGAAGGACGGCUACUCGGUGUCGUGCAGGGGUCCCAAUAUCACUGCUAUUCCGAGGGAUGUUCCAAAAAACGUCACCGUAUUUGAUAUCAGCUUCACCCCCAUAACAAUGCUUCGAAAAGGCGAUUUUGUCGAUAUGCCGAAACUCAAAGAACUAAGAGUCUGGUGGAACGUCAACCUCACCAUGGUGGAAGUUGAUACAUUUGACAACUUACCGACUCUGACGUCACUCGGACUCUACAACAACUCCUUCACCAAGCUGCCGACAGGCCUCUUCAGCAACCUGAAAGCCCUAACCCGAUUCGACGCCCAUAACUCUAAGUUAGAGCUGAUCCAACGUGGCCUGUUUACCGAUCAUCCGUCUUUGGAAGAGAUUCAGCUGUUUUUCAACGACAUUACAGAGCUUGAGGAAGGGGCGUUCGGCGGAAUGCCACAACUGACGUCAGUCUAUCUCCCCUCCAAUAGAAUCUCGUCUCUCUCCGGGCCGAUCUUUGAAGGCUCCAGGAAGCUGAAAUCGCUGGAUGUUUCCGGUAACAACAUCGUCACCCUUGACAACCAUGUUUUCAUGGACACGCCGAACCUGCAGAACUUAUACCUGAGCGCAAACGACAUUGAAAGCAUAGAUGUGGGUGCCUUCUAUGUCCUACAACACCUUCAGUCGCUGUCUCUGGAUGGUAACCGGAUCACGAACAUUGACACUAACUUUCACAACUUGCCUAAACUUGAGUCCAUCUCUCUGGGAGGUAACAAAAUCUCGGUCAUCCGUAAUACAACAUUCGUCGGGCUCCCUGCCCUGAACUCUUUGGACCUCAGCUCCAAUGUAAUUGUUGAAGUUGAAGAUGGCGCUUUCGAAGAUCUAAACAACCUUAGAACUCUGUAUUUGCAAUCGAACCAGAUACAGGAGAUAUCCCUUGCAGGCCUGAACUCCCUGGGGUAUCUUUCCAUGGACUCCAACAAACUGAAGAAGUUCCCCGGUAACCUGAAAAGUGCCAGCCCACUUCAGACCCUGUCAUUGGGCAACAACCCGAUCCAAGAAGCUUUGGGACCUGGACAGUUCUCUGUUUUGCACAGCCUCAAAAACUUAUACCUGAACAACAUUGGCUGCCUACAAUCGGCCGGAACUUUCGACCCGAAGGCACUGUGUGGCUCCGACACCCUGGGUGAUGUGUAUCUAUCAUACAACGGGCUACUUUCCAUCGCACCUACCACUUUUCAAUGCACUCCGACCAUAACAAUGCUCUACCUCCAUCACAACAACCUGACAUCCAUCGACCCAUCUCUCUUCCACCCCCUGACACAGCUAUGGUGGCUGGAUCUGUCCUACAAUCAGCUCAGCUACGUGGCCCCGGAUACUUUCCUUGGAUUGGACAAGCUCAUUUCUGUUGACUUAACCUAUAACAACUUUACUAACAUGGCGCACGUGGCUCCAUCCGUGGCUAGCCUACCCGUGCUUUUGUACCAAAGUCUGGACGGAAACCCGUUCGUCUAUCUCGGGCCUGAGUCCUUCCCGACACCUUUUAAGCACUCUACCGAACUCGACAUCUCACACGGACACAUCCGAGUGGUAGAGGAGGGUGCUUUCACUGCCGAAUCUUUCCCCAACAUCACCAGACUGCAGCUUGAUUCAGGAAACCCUUUGCACUUCCUCCCCGCCAAUGUUGUGGACAAACUUCCUAACUUGACGGCGCUGAUUCUCUAUGACGAUCCCUUCCACUGUGACUGUCAGCUGAAGGGUUUUGCCACGUGGCUUCGUGAGAGAGUUAACCCUCCAUUUGUUGACGUGACUUGCGCCAGUCCACCAAGUCUACAGGGCACGGACCUUAAUGACGUCCCCCUCGCCAACCUGACGUGCGACUGCCAACACGAGGAAGCGCCAUCUAUCGACACCAGCGGGAGCGACACCUCCGUUCACGAAGGCCAGAUCGCCAUGUUGAAGUGUAAGAUCUCAGGCUGUCCUGAAGCCGAGUUUUUCUGGACCACCCCGACCGGAGCCAUGUUGGCUGUGGAGUCGGGGUUCCCCAGGAUGGAGGUACUGGGCAGCGGUACCCUGGUGGUGACAGAGACGAGGGAGGAGGACACAGGGGUGUACACUUGUACCGCUGUCAACUACAGAGGCAAGGCUAGGAAGGAGGUGGCUCUGCAUGUGGUAAAGACAUAGUUGAAAGGUGCAAGUGGCCCUUCAGAUUCUUCUGAAGAAUCCAUGGAGUACAAAGAUGUCGCCUUCGCUGUAGCUAAACAUUUCGCGACUAAUCGAUUGCUGAUGGCUUGUGCUAAGUUUAGUUUACUU